CGGGUGAGUUCUCUUGCGCUCGGUGGUUUCUGCUCCUCUCUGUCAUCCGGAAUGGCCGCCGCUGCUGCAGCAGGAAUAAAUAAGCAGGGCGCCACAGCGACCAUGGAGCCGUGUGUUCGACACGGCAGAGGGGCCAGCGGGAGCACGGUGAAGGUCCUUGAGUGCGGUGUGUGUGAGGAUGUCUUCUCCCUCCAGGGGGACAAAGUCCCUCGUCUUCUGCUCUGUGGACACACAGUGUGCCAUGAUUGUCUUACCCGGUUGCCUCUCCAUGGCAGAGCAGUGCGCUGUCCUUUUGACAGACAAGUCACAGAGUUAGGUGACUCUGGAGUUUGGGGUCUGAAGAAGAACUUUGCUCUGCUUGAACUCCUGGAGAGACUGCAGAAUGGUGCCAGUAACCAGUCGGGAAUGGCCGAGGAUGCCCUGAAAGGAAUGGGAGAAUGUGUUAUCCGCUGUGAUGAGGACGAGAGCCACACUGCCUCCAUGUAUUGCACCGUGUGUGCCACCCACCUGUGUGCCGAGUGCUCCCAGCUCACACAUUCCACCCGCACAUUGGCAAAACACCGUCGGGUGCCCCUGGCUGACAAGCCCCAUGAGAAGACCCUUUGCCCACAUCAUCAGGUUCAUACCAUUGAGUUUGUCUGCCUGGAGGAGGCAUGUCAGUCUGGACCCUUAAUGUGUUGUGUGUGUAAAGAGUACGGCAAGCACCAGGGCCAUAAGCAUGCCGUUCUGGAGACCGAAGCUAAUCAGAUCCGCGCAUCCAUUUUGGAUAUGGCCCACUGCAUCCGUACCUUUACAGACGAAGUGUCCGAGUAUUCCAGGAAGUUGGUGGGAAUUGUGCAGCAAAUAGAAGGUGGAGAGCAGAUUGUGGAGGACGGAGUUGGCAUGGCGCACACUGAACAUGUCCCUGGUACUGCAGAGAGUGCGCGCUCCUGUGUCCGUGCGUACUUCGCAGACCUCCAUGAGACUCUGUGCCGGCAGGAGGAGAUGGCGUUGAGUGUGGUGGAUGCACACGUCAGGGAGAGGUUGAUUUGGCUGAGGCAGCAGCAGGAGGACAUGACCAUCUUGCUUUCUCAGGUGUCCACAGCCUGCUUGCACUGUGAGAAAACUCUUCAGCAGGAUGACUGUAGAGUUGUGCUGGCAAAGCAGGAGAUCAACUGUUUGCUGGAAACACUUCAGAAGCAGCAGCACCAGUUCACAGAGCUGGCAGAUCACAUUCAGCUGGAUGCUGGCAUCCCUGUCACCUUCACUAAGGACAACCGGGUCCACAUCGGUCCAAAGAUGGAGAUCCGUGUAGUCACACUUGGACUGGAUGGAGCUGGAAAAACCACCAUCCUCUUCAAACUGAAACAAGAUGAGUUCAUGCAGCCGAUCCCGACCAUCGGUUUCAAUGUGGAAACUGUUGAAUACAAGAACUUGAAAUUCACCAUCUGGGAUGUGGGUGGAAAACAUAAGCUCAGACCCCUCUGGAAACACUAUUACCUGAACACUCAAGCGGUGGUGUUCGUGAUUGACAGCUGUCACAGGGACAGACUGAUGGAGGCCCACAGCGAGCUGGCCAAGCUGCUGACAGAGAAAGAGCUAAGAGACGCCUUGUUGCUCAUCUUUGCAAACAAACAGGAUGUUCCCGGUGCCGUGUCUGUGGAGGAGAUGACGGAGUUACUGAGCCUACACAAGCUGUGCUGUGGGAGGAGCUGGCACAUUCAGGGCUGCGACGCCCGCAGUGGGAUGGGUCUUUACGAGGGCUUGGACUGGCUCUCUCGACAGCUGGUGGCAGCCGGCGUUCUCGACGUGGCUUAAAUAUCUCUGCCCUUCCGUGAGACUUUUCACUGAUGGCUGAACUCUCAAAACACAACCGUCAAACUCAUUUCGCACCACUCGUGUCGUCACUUCUGAACAUUUUCGUUCACUGCAGCUUGGAAGCUAGUGUUUGUCUUUCACCGCUCUCGUCUUUCCUUCUUUGUGCGUCACCGGGACAGAUGGCAAAAAGAAAGCUGUAAAUACUUUGGCAGAAAUGAUCCAACAUUUUUAUUUGUGACUUCACUUUGUUACAUCUUCUAUCACAUGAAUUUUCACCCAAUUUAAGCUCAUUUACACCCAUCGUGCUGAACUUUAUAAGGCAGCUCGCACAUCUCAACACGCUGCUUAGUUUCUCUUUGUUCUCACGUCACCUAUAGCUUGCCGAUUCCUUUCCAGUAAAUUUUUAGAAAUACUUUGUGUAUCCUGACAAUGGCUUUAUCACAUCUUACUCACCAUAACUACUAUAUGUGACUGUAAUUUAUUAAAUGCAGAGUAGUUGGUGUUGUAGUGACGGUGUCUUUUACCAAACCUUUUAUCAUAGAGAUGUCUAGAAGUUAAUAUUGUCUCAAGCUGCUCAACAGUGCCCUCUGCAUUCAGUGUGCACCUGCAAGAUGUUUCUUUUCAGUUUCAAGGAGUCGCAUUACACACCGUCUCAGCAAGCUGUGGCUCAACAGGUGUUUGAAAGAUAUUGAAGUUUACAGCCAGAAAUCCAACAUAGAUGGUGAAACAAUGCAUCUGAAAAGAAAAUAACCUGUUUUAUGAAAAGGAGUCCUACUCCCUCUUCCUUCAGGUGGGUGUCUGUCUUUGUUAUGCACAGACUGUUUGGGUAUGUCAUAGAGCACAGACUGACUCGGUGGGUGCGUCAUAGAGCUCAGACUGACUCGGUGGAUGUGUCUAACA
Molecule: messenger RNA, 2697 nt
Organism: Thalassophryne amazonica
Lineage: Eukaryota; Metazoa; Chordata; Actinopteri; Batrachoidiformes; Batrachoididae
Gene: trim23
Product: tripartite motif containing 23
Exons: 11
Coding region: 52-1797 (581 amino acids)
Biological process (GO): intracellular protein transport; vesicle-mediated transport
Cellular component (GO): lysosomal membrane; plasma membrane; cytoplasm
Molecular function (GO): zinc ion binding; GTP binding; GTPase activity
Source: RefSeq, a predicted model, not a curated record